Molecule: messenger RNA, 1030 nt
Organism: Schizophyllum commune H4-8
Lineage: Eukaryota; Fungi; Basidiomycota; Agaricomycetes; Agaricales; Schizophyllaceae
Exons: 1
Coding region: 160-675 (171 amino acids)
Source: RefSeq, a predicted model, not a curated record
GAUGAGCAGAAUCGAAGGAGUAGCGGAAGGAUACAGGAAUACAGCGCCAUCUCCGUCAACAGCACCCACAAUGCCAUGCCCUCGCGGACGUCGUUCGGCGCUCUCUGAGAGGGCGAAGAAGCCCGCGAAUGGGCGGCGGCGGCCUCGUGACCGGUGUCGAUGACGGUCGAUGGACGGCGUAGUGCGCCGUCGAAGCCUCCUCCGCUCCUCGGGACCCAAUCUCCGCGCUCUUGUGGCCAGUUCUCGCAGCUUCGACGCGCACGAACCCAUUUACCACACUUGGGUGGCCACCUUCUAUGCCCUCAAUGUCCUGCGGAGCUUCGUCGCCGUACACGCUCCGUCUGCACCACGGUCGAAGAACGGCGUCGAAUGGCGGCGCUGACGACGCCAAGGUCAGCCCUCAACGGCGAACGUGCGGGCUUGACAAGGCAUCCAAAGGCGCUUUUGAGGAUCACGAUCGCCAAGGCUGCCCUAGCACUCCGGUUGUUGGUCCACCUUGUUCAUGAACACUGCGCUAGAGAUCUCAUCUCGGCGAUCAUCAUUGGGUAUCCUCGGUACUCCUCGAUGAAGUGGCUAUGGGUACUAAAGCCCCUCGAUCAAGCGGCUCGCCAAGGCCGCGCUAACACGGCUGUUCGUCAAGGAAGGGCACGAUCGGGUCACGAUACGCCUCAGUAGUCGUCGGCGAAGGACGCGGUACUCAGCGUUCGUCAAGGAAGGCCGCAGCAUCAUCUGAGACACCUCAACGCUGGCUGGUCCUCGCACUUUGACGGCGUGCGUGAGCUGGGAUACGAGAAGCGCUCCACAUGGUGGACUCCGCCGUUGUGUUGCGCCAGACAACCUACAGACUAGUACUAGAAGUGCGCUUGCUGUGGCUGCUACUAGCAUCGGGCGCUCAUAAGUCACCGUACGGUUUCGCAUCUUCAAGUUUCCGGCCCGUAGAAACCACUAACGACUCCGUAUCUUCAGAUAUUCAAUUAUGAAUAUACCAGCUUGGUCGUCUACUCUACCAGUAUCGUCGGCUUCAGCCACC